AGCAAAAGUGAGCAACGUUGGCAAAGGACGAGGCAAGAGGUUCGAAGCCUUGGAAAAGUGCUGAAUAGAGGCAAAUCAGGCCCCCAGCGCAAGGGGGUUCGCUGUUCAAUCGCGAGAGCAUCUUCCGCCAUUCCCGCCCUGCUGUCUGAUGAAGAUUGUUCAUUCAGCCCUUACCGAAGUCCCACCUGACGCCCACAACAGCCUUGUGGACUUCUAGGCUACCGCAAUUGUUCGUCUUUGUGUCGCUGGGAGCUUUCCUUUCAUCGCCGGCGACUGCAUAGCUUUGUCGAGGAGCUUUUCCUGAGAGAUUGGCAGCAUAGCGCCUCUGUGGGAUAUGAGUGAUCAGGCACGUGCCCAGGGAGAGGGAUUGGGUGCCGUGAGUGGGGCUGCAGCACCGCCCAGAGAGAUCCAUAUAGGUGAGGGAGGGAGAGGGAGGGAGGUGGGGGAAGGAGGACAGGGCAACACAUCGAGGCAGCCGGAUGCAUGCAGCGAUGAGUGCUUGAUGCGCACUGACGGAUUUCCAUUUCUGUCCUUUCUUGGUCCGUCCGUCUGUGUGUGUCCGUCCAUUCAGUUCAUCACCACCACCAUCACUACCACUACCACCACCACGUUCACGGAGCCACGCCGCCAAGCGAUGACACCAACAGAAGCCAACAGACCAACCCCCCGACGGUAAGCCAGGGAAGCAAAGGGCAGAGAUCCAAUCGUCACCCAUUCUCUGCCGUGUCCAACCGUCUGUUGACCAGCUUCCCCCCGUCCCGUCCCCCGCCCCUCCCGGCGGCCCUCCCGAGAGCGCCAUCAACCUGCAGACCCUCGAGCUCGAAGCCGAGGCCAUCUGCGAGAAGGCUGCCAUCACCACCACGACCACCACUGCACAGCCGUCACAGCCGUCACAGCCACCCCCGCAGGCGGCCAUCAUGACGCCUGCAGCCGACCUUCACGGCUCGUCGGAUGGAUCGCAGUCGCAGGAGGGCGAGGGAGAGGUCAAGGGCCCGCUCAAGAAGAUGAGCAACUCCAACGAGACGACCGACACGGACGGGACGGACAGCAAGGAGGGGGGCGUGGGCAGCUGGAACGCCAGUGGGAGCGAGGGGGGCGGCAAGGGGCUCGUGGUGCGAGUGCAGGCCGUCCCCAAUGAGAGUGGCGACAGCGACGGGCUCGACGGGUCGUCGAUUGGCGAGUCGACGCCCAGGGAGGACGGCAUGGUCGCCUCUGACCUCAGGCACAUGCCCCGCCCUGACGCACAGCAGCAGCAGCACCAGCGGGAGCAGCAGCAGCAGCCCCCGUCACUGUCCCCCCAGCCGCCACCCGCGCACGCCCCCUCUCCCUCGGCGCCCCACACGCCCCCGCGCCAGUACGACGUGGCGCAUCGCGCGUCUGCGCCGCUGUACUCGUCGUCUGACCCGAGCAGCCCCGAGGGCCACAGCGUAGAGUUUGAGCUGAGGAUGGAGGAGAACGAGGACGGGCCGUCGUCCAUCGACUUUUCGGUCGGCCGGUCGUUCAGCCACGCCGACGAGGACUGGCACCCGUCAGGCAACCGCCCCUUCUACACGGGCUUCAUGCCGCAGUCAUUCCACCAGGCCAUCAGCCACACUGACCACAGUGGGGGGGUCGGCGGCAUGCACCGACACAAGUUCUUCGUGUCGCCGCUGCUGGACUCCAUUGGCUGCUCCCCGGUGGGCUCGCCGACGCCAUCUUCCCCCAUGCUGGCGUCGUCGGCCACGCCCAGCGAGCCGGACCAGUCCAACAAUCUGCCUGAGCUGGCGGGAGUCGACACAUUCGAUCAUGUCGAUGAGGUAAGAAAGACAGCCGAGAGAUCAGUUCUUAGUUGGUCAACUGUAUGUGUUGUUUUGGUUUGCAUGUCCUGUGUGUGUCAGUUGCCUGGUCUGAAGGCGAUCCAGAGCCGCUCACUGGGCGGUUGGUCGUUCCCUCCGCCCCCGCCCGGCUUCGACGGCAAUGGGCAGCCGCAGCCACCACAGGCACACCCAGACCGACACAUGAAUGGAUUCGCCAACAUAGCGGUGCGCACCUAAACGAGGCAGGCAGCACAUGUGAACCGACUCGCGGUUCGUUCCAUUGUGUGUCCUCUGUGUUGGUUGGAUGCAGGAUCCGUCGAGCGCUCAGUCGGCGUCUCCCCACCUGCUGCAGCCCCCCCUUCCCCACACGGGCGCCCCAUUCCCCGGGCCCCUCAAUCGCAACCGCAGCUCGGGGGACGUCCCAUUCGCCCUCACCGACACCACUCAGGCCGGCAGCAGCAUCAGCAAUGGCACCUUUUUUGCCUCGCAAGACAGCAUGAUGGUGGCACACCAGAGCACCAUGCAGCAGCGGCUUGGCGGUGCUGGGGGCGGUGUUGGGGUGCAGGGCGGCAGCGAGGAGAUGACGAUAAGGAAGAGCAUGAGUGUCGGGAUAGACAUGCAGAGUUUGAGGGGGGCCAUCGGGGCGCUGGGCGACGGCAACGAAAGCGGGUCAGCCAACACACAACACAACAGACAACGUGUGACGAAUUGGCGACAAUGGCGUCCAUUCGUCGUGUUUGUUGUUUGUGCGUGUCAGGCUGCCGUCCACGCCCACACCGAGCCAGCCGUCAUCGCCGCACCCAACCGGCCGGGGCAGGCGGCAGCGACGCGGUCGGGCGCAGUGUCCGGCGGGCGACGCCAAGGCCAUCAAAGAGGCGUUCGAAAUCAACCUGGAGAAGGUACCGAUGACCACGAUGGCGCCAUGAGUAUUGGUGUCCCAGGAAGUGAGGGCCUGUCUGUGUCUGUGGGUAUGGUGUCUUGUGUGCAGAUCAAGUCUGGGGAGGAGCAGCGGACGACGUUGAUGAUCCGAAACAUCCCCAACAAAUACACGUGAGCGAGCUGAGGUGGCACAAGACAGCACAACAGCUGUUGUCAGGGAUGGAUGGAUGGAUGGAUGGUUGUGCGGCUGUGCAGGCAGCGGAUGUUGCUUCAGACGAUCAAUCGCAGCUACAGGGGACAAUAUGACUUCUUCUACCUGCCAAUCGACUUCAAAAACAAGGUACGGGAGGCAGGGAGGCAGGCAGGCAGCGAGGGAGAAGCUCAUCGCUGCCGUCGUCUGUGUGGUCAGUGCAACGUCGGCUACGCAUUCAUCAACUUCAUCGAGCCCACGUACAUCCCGCCAUUUCACAUACAGUUCCACGGUAGGUGGGUGCACCAUCGCUCACGCAGCCACACCGCACAGGCACGUCGGAAUGUCUCUCUGUGUCUGUUGCUGUGGCGCGUUGUGUGUCUGGGCUGGCUGCGCUGGCUGCGUACAGGCAGCCGUUGGGAGAAGUUCAACAGCGAGAAGAUCUGCAGCGUGACCUACGCGCGCAUCCAGGGCAAGGAGAUGCUCAUGAGCCACUUCCUCAUGUCGUCCGUCAUGUACCAGGCAAGCACCCACACAGACAGACAGACAGACCAACCACAAGCGCCACCACCCAUGCCUGCAGGAUCGCCGCAUGCGGCCCAUUUUCAAGCUCGACCAGACGGACCAGCAGAACGCCUUUUUCAAGAUCCACAACGUCGGCGAGCCCAAGGACGCCCCCAUGCAGAGCCCCAACACCCACACAGCGGUGCCCUCCGCCAGAUUCGGCAGCCCAAUGGACGACAGCGAUCUCGCUAGGCCCUCUGACUCGAGACCAUCACCGGCCGCCUCUGCGUCGCCGCCCCCCUUCCCCUCACCAAGCGCAUCCCCUCACUCCCAGCACGCACAGGCGUCAUCUCACUCGGUCUUCCGGCCACCGCUCCCCGGCAGCCCGCCAGCAGAGAUGGACGUCGCACCGCCGCCCGGCUUCGCCUCAAGCCAGGGGCCUGCGUCCAUGCCAAUGGGUGGUGCCGCACUGCACUCUCACCCUCACUCGCCCAGCAGCCCGCCGCCGCCCCCGCCCCCCGAGCAGCAGCAGCAGCAGCAGGCGUCCACGUUCAACUGGCCGCGGGGCACCACCUCGCCGACGCCCACACCUCCUCCCCCACCUGGUGUGAGUGGCGGAGGAUUGGGCGGGCGUGGGGGAUUGGGCGGGUCUCAUGGGGGCGGGCUGGGUGGUUUGGGCAACCUGGCCAACAUGGGUGCGAGUUUCGGUCUGGGUGGUAUGCGCCCGCAGCAGACCAGGGGUCAGGGGGGCCCUGGGCCGGGGAGGGGAGGGGGGCAGCAUGGGUGGGCGUGAUCAGUGAGGGACUGAGGAUGGGUGGAGGGAGGGAUGGCUGUGGUGAUCGAUGGAUCGUUCUGUACAGGUUGGUUCCUUCCCUGGUCUGUAUGGUCGUCGUUCGGCUUGGUUGGUUUGUACGGUGGAUUUCUGAGAGAUUUUCGUUAAGAUGCGUGUGGGGCGGGGCGGUCGAUGGCUGGAUACACGACGGAUGCUGCGAAUCGGUGGAUGGAUGGAUGGCGUGGUUGAGUCUUUCUCCGUGUCUGUCUCAUUUCCGCGUGAGUGUGUGUGUGUGUGUGUGUGUUGACUGAUUGCGGCACCGUACGUACGAUCGGGUCGAAAGGAGAUUGCCUGCCUGCCUGCCUGACUGCCUUGUCAAUUUUUCUGCCGCUCUCCCUCAGCACCACUGGCCUCUCUCUCCCUUGCGCGGCCAACUCACUCGUCAUCUCUUCUUUCGUGUCGGCCCGUGUCGUCCGUCGUCGCGUUGUCCCGCCUGCCUAAACAGACCUGUUCCGUGUACAGUCAGUCAAGUGGCGUCGGUGCGUGCAUUAGUGCGCACACACGUGGGGCGGUGUCGAUCGGUCCGUCGGUUUCUCCCAUGAUUCAUUCCAUCGUCUGCGCGUGUGCCGUGCUGGUUUUGACCUACCUAUCUACCUAGAUGUUUCUCCCAAGGCUGGCUUCUCCGAUGGAUGGAUGGAUGGAUGGCCAUUUUUGCUCUCUCUUGUCGUCUCGUCUCGGCUUCUCGUCUCCUGACUCGUCUCUCUGUCCCUCUCUGUCCCUCUUCCCUUACUGAGUCUUGUGGGUCGACCGAUCAGGAUAUCGACCUUUCGUUCUGUUCCUCCCUGGUCUGGCGAGAGACAUGUGAUAGUGUUGUCGCAUCACACACACGCGGGCGGGGAGGGGCGCGUUGGGGCGGUUGUGAAGGAGCUGGGUGGGCAUCUGGAGAGGGGGACAUCUGGAGAGGGGGAGAGAUCGAGCCCAUUCCAAUCGCUCUUCAUCGCUGGCCUGGUCUGGCCGAGGGAGGGGGAGAGAGGGGCUGCAGAGAGAGACACAGAGGGUCUGCGUUGCGUUGCGUUGCGUAGUGUUGUGUUGAUGCGUGGCUGCCCAGGAGUUGCCCCACAGUCUGGCGGCACCUCUGGAUGGACAGACAGACAGACAGACCUACCUGCCGGCAAGAUUUUCCCAUAUUCUUUACAUGCGCCUGUCUGCAGCAAGAGAGAGAGGGUCGGAGGAGAGGGAGGCGAGAGAAGAAGGACAGAUUGCUCAUAAUUCCGUUCCCGAUAGGGGGUGCAUGGCAGCGGUUCGUUCGUUGCUUCGCCUGCACCAUUUUGUGAUCGACACACGCUUUCCUGCUCAUAGACCACACACACACACACACACAUUCACUCCUUCAUAAGACACGAUUGCGUUGCUGCCUUCCUGCCUUGCAUCGUUGGCCGAUGUGGUGCUUUUUCUGUCGUUGCUCGUCCGCCCACCCAACCAUCCAUCCGCCCCUCAUCGGCUUUUUAAGCAACAGCUGACGUGGGGACGGAUGCACUCACACAGACAUGGGAGGGGGGGAGGGGAGGGGGUGCAUGGCAUGGUGUGGCUCUUUACCAUUUCGCCAUUUGUUCCGGUCCACCCACUCAGCCCAUCGCAUGCAUAGUUGCCUUCCUUCUGUGGUGCGUGUGGACUGACGUGGCGUGUCUAGGUGCUGGUGGCAGCACAGCACGGUGCGGUGCGGCAUGGCCUGGCCUGGCAGUGCCCGCUCCUUUUUGCCAGGCCAAGCCAGCUGUGUUGGUGGACAUACUCCACCCAGCCACAGCCACAGACCCUUCCAAUGAUCGGAUGAAUGGCUGCUCGUGCGCGUGUGUGUGUUGGUGUGCAUCGGUGCCAAUUCGAUCCCCUGCUUACACACGCGCACUCGUCCAUUCCAUGACACCCAGACAUUGAUUGCUGUUUCCGCUUUUGAGAGGUGAGGGGGGG
This is a messenger RNA of Vitrella brassicaformis, 6106 nucleotides long. Lineage: Eukaryota; Vitrellaceae. The record is from the annotation of a GenBank genome assembly.